This is a messenger RNA of Funneliformis geosporum, 1557 nucleotides long. The record is from the annotation of a GenBank genome assembly. Lineage: Eukaryota; Fungi; Glomeromycota; Glomeromycetes; Glomerales; Glomeraceae.
AUGAAACUUUCGUGGUCACUUGAUGGAUUAGAGGAUAGGUUGAAGGAACAUAGUGAGUUCAUUGAUUCGCUACUGUGUUUGAUACCUCCGAAGCAUUAUUUCAAGAAUGAUCCUAAUGCUUCAGACGACGAAGAAAAAUUUCAACCAAAUAAAAAGAAAAGAAUUCCUAAGCAAGUUAUUAAUGAACAAAAGAAACAAGCAAAAAAACAAAAGUCUCAAUCCGAUUCAGAUGACGAUGCCGAAAGUGAUGAAGAGAAUGACAAGAAUAAAAUUAUAACUGAAUCAAGGAAAAAGGAUUCACCAAAAAUACAACCGGUUCCUGACCGUCUUGCAAGAAUUAUUCAUUCAAAACGACUUGCAGAUACCACCAAUACGGAUUCCUCUAAAAAAGAUAAAAGAAAAAAAUUACAAGAAUUCAAGAAACAACAAAAGAAAUUAAAGCAAAAACAAUCAAAAAUUAAUAAGGAAGACGGUAGUCAAAUAAAAAGUGAAGAAAAGAAUAUAAAUGUACAUGAAGAUACCAAUAAAGAAGGAGUUUCUAAGAAGGUUGGUGAUAUCAAGACAGGUGAAGAUUUUAAAAAGACAGGUGAAGAUAUUAAAAAGGCAGGUAGAGAUAUUAAAAAGAGUGGAAGCGUUAAAAGAAAAAUUGGUGAUGAUGAUAUUGAGGAAGAUUCUUUGCAGCAAAAAAAUGGCUUACAAUUUGCUAAAUUUGAUUUUGCGGAUGGAAAAAAGAAAAAGAAAAAAAUAGAUGAUGUCCACCUCAAAGUCAAAUUACAAGAUAAAAUUGAAAAAGUAAAGGAAUUAAAAAAAAAGGAUCCUGAGAAGGCUGCAGAUUUACAAGAAAAAGAAGCGUGGGAUAAAGCAUUUCUGAAGGCACAAGGAGAAAAGGUUAAGGAUGAUCCCAAAUUGUUAGCAAAAACUAUUAAAAAGAAAGUUGUCAAAAAAAAGAAAAGUGAAAAGGCUUGGAAAGAUCGUAUUGAAUCUGUUGAAAAUUCCAUGGCUGAAAGACAAAAAACUCGAACAGAGAAUAUUAAAGCUAGGGUUGAUGCAAAGAAUAAAAAGAACGAUGAAAUUAUCCAAGAUUGCAUGCGCGAGCUUGAACGAGGUGAAAAUACUCGAAAUCCUUUUGCGAGAAUAGCAGAGGUUCUUCCCCAAUAUAAAGCUCGGCAAAUUUGUCAUCGCUAUCGUAAUAAAAUUGAUUCGCGCAUUUGUCAAGAUCCUUUAAACGAAAGUGAAAAACAAUUUGUUAUUCGUUGGAUUGAGACAAAUCAAACAUCGAGCGGUAGCGGUACCAUUCAUUGGAAAAGUUUGGUCCUCGAAUUAAAAAUUCAAUGUGGGAUAUUAAGAUCACGAAAUAAGCUUAAGAAUUUCUGGUAUUCGAGAAAAAAACAUCUUUUACAAACAAAAAUACGAACUGUCUCAAAAAGAAGUGCGGUCAUUUCCCCUUCCUUGUCAUUAUCGCCAAUUCUUCAACCUGUUCUACCUGAUUUCAUGGAACCUAAAUUUCAACCAGAUUUUCAAUUAAAAGAACCAAAGAUGGAACCACUCUUUAAUUAA